AUGGCACUCAAAAACUUACUUUGUACUUUGCUCCUCCCACUCCUUAUUUCACCCUCUCUUGCUCUCAAGCCUCCUCAUUCCCAAUGGCAGACACUGCCAAACAUCACUGUGGCCCCCCGGCAGGAACACGCAACCAUCUACCUCCCACCCGAUGGCAUCGUAAUCCUGGGGGGCAUCGUUCCGAACAACAGUCUCACACCAAUCCCCUUUUUUAGCACAACCCUGGUCCAGAUCUACUCUAUCAAGCGCAACACCUGGCGCACCGUGGCCCCUCUCCCAAAGCGGCUCAACCACGUCAACGCCGCAGCCGUGGAUGGUAAGAUCUACGUGUUUGGGGGGCUGGACGACGGUGGCGAGGAGCAGAAAAUCCUACGAGCUGUCCCAGACUCGUGGGUGUACGACACCCACGCAGACACCUGGUCUCCCCUCCCACCCCUGCCGGAAGCGAGGGGCAUGGCGGGUCUGGGCGUGUUCGAGGGCAAGAUCUUUGUCGCCGGCGGGUUCACAGCCUUGGGCUUGGCGGGAGGAGGCCCUCACGAAUCCGUCGAUCCUGUUUCCGUCUUCGACACGGCCACUCUGAAAUGGCUCCCGGAUUUUCUUCCCCAAAAGGCGAGAGCUCUCCCACAGAAACGCGAUCAUGCUGCAACUGCUGUCAUAGAUGACAAGAUGUACGUCAUCGGCGGAUUCGACCACGGAGCGGCCCACCGCAGGGACACGGUGUUCAUUCUGAACUUUAGAGAUCUCGAGGCUGGCUGGAAGACUAGCAAGGCAACUAUGCCGACCCCAAGGGGCGGGAUGGCUUCUGGAGUUGUGGGCAAGAAGAUCUACACCUUGGGUGGAGAGGGAAACCCGGAUGCUGAGAGCGGGGUGUUUAACCAGGUCGAAGUGUACGAUACCCUCUCCAACACCUGGACUCAGCUGGAACCGAUGAAGAUUCCCAAGCACAGCUCUCCUGGCACCGGCGUGGGUGGGAAGGUGUAUAUUCCGGGUGGUGGACUGGUGGCGGGAGCGGACCCUCAGAGCCUGUUUGAAGCCUACGUCCCUGGAUGUGAUCGUGGAUGGUAG
Messenger RNA from Ilyonectria robusta, 1065 nucleotides. Its product is annotated as kelch repeat-containing protein. Gene Ontology annotation, molecular function: protein binding. The record is from RefSeq and is a predicted model, not a curated record. The transcript has a single exon. The coding region runs from base 1 to 1065 and encodes 354 amino acids. Lineage: Eukaryota; Fungi; Ascomycota; Sordariomycetes; Hypocreales; Nectriaceae.